Molecule: messenger RNA, 2907 nt
Organism: Cimex lectularius (bed bug)
Lineage: Eukaryota; Metazoa; Arthropoda; Insecta; Hemiptera; Cimicidae
Product: protein FAM91A1
Exons: 19
Coding region: 281-2767 (828 amino acids)
Source: RefSeq, a predicted model, not a curated record
UGUUUACGUUGUCAGCUUUUCUUUAGUACUUACUAAACUUACUAAAACCACCUAAUCAGACUUUGGAGUUUGGAUGUUUGUAUUUUAUUACCAAUACUAUCAUCAUCAUUAAUUAAUAAUUUCCCAAAAGACAGUGGAGGCUUCCUACGCUGACCCCUGUCAGCGACUUCGACUGACUCCGUACUGCAUCAGGCUGCCUCUGCGCCCAAUGUACAACUGCCUAGACUGCCUUUACGAUCAUCUUUUCUAAUUGAUUUAUAUUGUUUUCAAAGAGAUCAUAAUGAACAGUGACGUAGAAUUGCACAUAAGGGAAAAGGUCUCUUGGUACAAAUUGCCCGCGAAUGUCAAACAGUUUUUGGGCAACUCACAAAAAGAAUAUGAAAAAGCUGUCGUCAAUUUUCGCAUAAAAAACCAGUUGAAGUACCCAAGAAAUAUCGUCAGGCGUUGCAUGAAGGAGCAGCAGUAUUAUGAAGACAUGCUCGUAUACAGUCAGACGAGUCUACUGCUGUACCCUUACCAUCUAAGCUACAACAUAGUACGAGGUCUCCGGGUCACCCCUUUUCAGUAUUACACGAGAGUUUUGGAAACGCUCAUGGACAACGAAGGGAGUUACGAUUCCUUGCCGAAUUUCACGGCUGCUGAUUGCCUUAGACUCCUUGGGAUCGGCCGAAAUGAGUACAUAGACCUGAUGAACCAGUGUCGAUCGAGGCGAAAACUUUUUAGGAAGAAAAACAUCCGCGAUUUACUCCCUCAGAAGCCUGUCGACAUAAACAUGGAGCCCUGGUGGAUUGUUCAAGCCGGCUGCAUAGUCGAGGACGACAUAAAAUUUAUAACUGAACAAGAGAAAAAUUUAAUCGACAAGCUGUAUGAUAACGGUGCACAAGUCGUCGGCGACUUGGAUUUUGAAACAGUCCACAAACUUUACAAGAAAGGAUUAAUUUAUUUGGACGUUCCGAUAGAAAAGGACGACAUAGUUGUCGUACCUCCUUUAAAAGGUUUCGUAAUGAACCGAGUAUUGGGCGACAGUUUUGAAAAUCUACUGUAUAAAAUAUUCGUCUCAAUUGAUGAGCACACAACUGUUGGAGAGCUUGCAGGAGUUUUACAAAUAAAUUUCAAGUUGGUCAAAAGAGCAGUUUCGCUUUAUUGCCGGCUAGGUUUCGCCAAAAAGAAAAACUGUGAUUCCGAUUUUGACAAUUGGAACCAAGGAGCUCCAAGCCCAACGAAGAUGAUUUCUUCUUUUAGUAAAGUAUACAAUACCGAAGGCAGCAAUGAAGAGGAACGAAGGACUAAAAUCGCCUUUUUGUUUGACUCGACAUUGACGGCGUUUUUAAUGAUGGGAAAUUUAUCACCAGGAUUGAAAAAUCAUGCGGUAACAAUGUUCGAAGUGGGAAAAUUGACUGAUGAAUCCAUGGACAGCUUUCUUUGUGAGCUUGAAAAGGUGAGCACAGCGAGAGAUGAUAGUGAAGGUGAAGCGAGAAGGUAUUUCGAGCACGCUCUCAUCCUGCGUUCUACCAUUAUCGCCCUACGUCAUCAAGGGUUAGAUCUUGUCAGAUGCGAAAGCCUUCAAUCUUUAGAUAACGAUAUGUGCAAUAGGCUCUUAAAUAAAAAUUACGGGCUUUUGGUUUCAAUGGCGCCUCUUAGUGGCGAAGUGACUCCCAUCAUAUGCGAAAAUUUGCCACAUCUAGGCCCUCCUUGUCCUCAAGCGCAUACACCUUGGUUCAAAUUAUUUCUAUACCAUGUGACAGGAAGCGGUCCUCCUUCCAUACUUUUUUCACGUGGUACAAGAAUAACAGUGCUGCCUUCAAUACUUAGAAAUUGUGAUAAAGUUUUAUUUACUUCAUGGGGACAUGAUCCGACUGUUAUUCCUCUUUCCAACCUUUUGUUUUCUUUGAACGAUGCCUUGUGUUAUUCACCCGUUCUUGUCCAGGUCCAUGGUAACGACGAUAACGAUGUUGACACUCAUUUAAUACCAUUUCCCUUUGUAGAAACAUCAGAUUUCGAAAGCGGGACUGAAAUUUUCAAAUACCAUCCCGCCGUCGUCAGACUUGCAAAGGAACUUGACAUCAAUCAUACUUGCGGGUAUAUAACAAUGAUCAAGGUCAAAAGUCCAAAUUUGCCGAGUAAACUUCAGGUGAAAGAUACACUGUCGCUCCCUUUGAAAAUGCAUGAACACCAUCCUCAUUUGGACACGCCAGCUACGCCUUCUUCAGUCGAAGCUUGGCUCCACACGAUAUCUUCCGAAGGAGGAGAGUUUAAUACAAAACAAUUUAUUGUAACUCCGUUGAAAGAAGAAGAAGACGAAGAAGACCAAGGUAAUUCUGCAGCUAAUGAAGAAAAUACGGAGAUGGCCGGUAAUGCAGAUGGUCUCGACAGCAGUGAGAGUUCUACUGAAAGUGGUUCAAAAGUUGAAGUGCCUUGCCCCACAGCUUUAAGGAUAGGAAUAUCUGAAAGGAGAAUGACUUGCGGUCCUAUAAAUAUUGACGAAUGGUCUUUGCUCGACUGCAGCUUCGGCAUUCCAUUGUUCGAUGAAAUCGUUAAUAAAAAAAUAUGCAAAACUGUCAUUGAAAAGUUAAUAUUGCCUGAAAGUUUACAAAAAUUGAUUGUAUUAAACAAUACACUUUCUUCGAGGCUUAUUUCUUUCAUUGAACAAGUCCAGAGUUGGAGUGACGAUUCUUGGAUGUCUUCGAUGAAAAAUAAAGAUAACAACUGGCCAGUUUUAAACAUUAUGUUUAAUAACGGCCAGUUGUUUCCUUGGGAUGGGAAAUAAAAGCUUUUUUAUUUAUUUAUGCAAUAAUAAUAAUUAAAAAAGAUACUUAAAUAAAAGAAAUAUAUGUUGAUAGAAUUUUAUUCCCUUGUUUAGAAUUGUAAUAAUUUAAUGAGUCUUAUUUAAUAUUUACCAUGGAAAAU